Molecule: messenger RNA, 420 nt
Organism: Ostertagia ostertagi
Lineage: Eukaryota; Metazoa; Nematoda; Chromadorea; Rhabditida; Trichostrongylidae
Source: the annotation of a GenBank genome assembly
GCAAGUGUUUUACCACCGGAAAAGCUACUCAGCGCUAACAAAGUGAAGGCGUCCUUUGAAGAGGCACCGAGAGCGCUACCAAUAACGGAUGCUUUGUUCUGUGAGCGAAUGCAACCCGACGGCCCGUACAUGGCCGACCAUCGCAAAGGCGACAUCGAAAUGGACUUUGUUAAUCAGUUGAUCAAGAAUGUCUUAGAAAUUGUAAAUGGUUCCGGCAGUACCGAGCUAGAAUUGAAAAUUACAUUAGACAGAGAGGAUAACGGUUUACCAAAAGUCAAAUUCGAACUUAUACCAAAGUCGCGGCUGAAAAAUCCAAUUGAGCGAUUGAAUCGUGCUUAUGUGCAGUACGCCAAGGUAUGCACUCAUCGUUUACAGAUACCCUUUGACCCCUUUGUAGGGACGCCUCACGCCCUGUCUUGA